GUAAACACCCGUUUCUUCUCUGUUUAAACGGAUCCGUUACAAACCCCUGACUAGUUUUUAGCUCAACGACUUCAACCUCACUCACACCGUCACCGGUUCUCUCAUCCAUCUCUCUGCAGUCCGUCAAUUUAACGCUAACGUCGUCUCUCUCUCUCUCUCUCAGCUCUCGUUCGAAACCCUAAACCUAACCCUAAUUUCCUUUUUCUUCUCACAUGGCCACCGAUGAUUUCCCUCUCAUCGACCCCCACGCGCCCCCUCCUCACGCGCCAACGCGCCACCCUGAUUCCGAAUCCGUUAACGGCGGGGACUACUUUGCUGCAUAUGCAGACUCCGACCAUGAUAAAUCCGGAUCCGGAGCCCCGGCUACACCAUCCUCGAAUCGAAGCCACCAGAUCCAGAACCAGCACCACCACUAUUACUACAACAACAGCAACAGCAAAAGGCAUAAAACAAGCGGCAGUAACGUGGAAUCGGAAUCAAACACUAAUAAUAACGCCACCGAGUACCGCACCGAUUAUCGGAAGGACCGGGAAGAAUGGAGCGACUCAGCAAUAUCGUGCUUGCUGGAGGCGUAUACGGAGAAGUACAACCAGCUGAACAGGGGGAAUUUGAGGGGCAGGGACUGGGAGGAAGUGGCGGAGGCAGUGAGCGAGAGAGGAGGGAGCAAUAACAAGAAGAGCGUAGAGCAGUGUAAGAACAAGAUUGAUAAUUUAAAGAAAAGAUAUAAAGUGGAGUUACAGAGGAUCAAUAAUAGUAGCGGGGGAUAUGGAAGCGGUGGUAGUAGCAGUUGGCAUUGGUUCAAGCAGAUUGAGGCAAUUAUGAGCAAUCCUACAAAUGCUAAGGCUAGUGCGGGUGCAGAAAGUGAAUGUGAUGCAGGAAGUGGUGGAAAUGGUAGUUUGAUGGCUAGACCACUGAAGAGAUAUACACCAAACAGUGUUGCCGUUGCAAACAACAUGAAGGCUAAAUCAGUGCCUAAUUUAAAAUGGCGGAGAGUAGUGUUUAAAAUUAGUGGUUCUGCAUUAGCUGGGAACUGCCAGAACAUUGACCCCAAGGUGGCCAUGCAGAUUGCACGGGAAGUAGCAACAGCUUGUCGCCUUGGGCUGGAGGUAGCAAUUGUUGUUGGGGGUCGUAACUUCUUUUGUGGAGACUCAUGGAUAUCUGCUACUGGCUUGGAGAGAUCUACAGCAUAUCAGAUUGGUAUGAUGGCAACAGUGAUGAAUUCUAUAUUGCUUCAGUCAGCUUUAGAGAAGCUGGGUAUUCAGUCCCGUGUGCAAAGUGCAUUCACAAUGCCAGAGUUAGUCGAACCUUACAAUAGGCAACGAGCUAUCCGACAUCUUGAAAAAGGAAGAGUUGUCAUAUUUGGUGGUGUAGGUGCUGGUGCUGGAAAUCCACUAUUUUCUACCGACACGGCAGCAGCUCUGAGGGCUUCUGAGAUUAAUGCAGAUGCACUCCUUAAAGGCACAAAUGUUGCCGGAAUCUACGAUUGUCACUCUGCUAAUACCAGCAUGAUAGUGGAUCACAUGUCUUUUAGAGAAGUGGUUUCUAGGGGCGUUACCUUCAUGGACAUGAUGGCAAUGACAUACUGUGAAGAAAAUGGAAUUCCUGUUGUAGUCUUUAAUUUGCUGGAGCCUGGGAAUAUUUCAAGGGCAUUAUGCGGAAAUCAAGUUGGCACCUUAAUUGAUCAAACAGGAAGGAUUAGUUAAUGUUAAUGAAGCUCCAGGAUUUCUGACAAACUCGAGAAAUAUUAUUGUCAUGAAAUUAUGGCCGCAAGCUGAUGUGUUCCGAAGAUAUAUGAUAUUGGCGUUCCCAUCGAUUUAAUGUUGAGCUGCAGGCUUUAAUAAACAGAGUAAGAGGGAAAUGCUUGUACUUCGGCUGUGCUUGAUGAUUCGAAUGGUGAAUAAAUACGUUGAAUGCACAAAUGCUUCCUCGGGGCAAUGGGUAAAGAUAUUUCAGGCUUGAAUACCUCAAUUCUGCUUGCAGCUUAUGUUCUUUGUAAAUCGUUUGUGUUCAUAUUUAACAUGUUGCUGAUGACAUCGUCAAUGUGCUUAUGAUGUAGAUAUAAUACAUUUUUUUUUAACAAAUUAAAAGAAGAAAUGUUCUGUAAAGUUGUGAUUCGAGUGAUUUAGAUUUUUAAUGCUUUUGAG
Messenger RNA from Manihot esculenta (cassava), 2144 nucleotides. RefSeq lists its product as uncharacterized. Bases 213 to 1703 code for a protein of 496 amino acids. The record is from RefSeq and is a predicted model, not a curated record. NCBI's taxonomy places the organism in Eukaryota, Viridiplantae, Streptophyta, Magnoliopsida, Malpighiales, Euphorbiaceae. Gene Ontology annotation, biological process: UDP biosynthetic process. Gene Ontology annotation, cellular component: cytoplasm. Gene Ontology annotation, molecular function: UMP kinase activity. The transcript has 7 exons.